CCUUACCCCCUUAUUUGAAUACAGGGAUUUCCUGGUCCUUCUCCCGUACGAACUCACAGUGCAUUUACUGUCGUUUUUGGAUGAAAAGUCAUUGGCUACAGUUGCGCUUGUCUCCAAAGCCUGGAGCAAAUUUGCAUCCGACAACACAGUUUGGAAGGGACUUUAUUUCAAACGAGGCUGGAAAGUGAACGAGGACAUGGUGGAUUGGUACCUGACAUGGGCAGACAUGGAAGAGCAAUGGCUCCUAGGCCCAAGGGGAAUUCAAACACGCAACUGUCGGCGCCGUCCGUGACGACUACUCUCUCAAGUCCACUCAUGGUGAAUAGCUCGACCGGACCUAUUUUUGAGACGAGGCAGCCACCAAUACCUAAGCGCAUUGAUUAUCUGGAUCCCAACGCGCCGCUUCCACCAGAAGUUUUAAGUGCAGACGCUCUUCAUGUGCAUCGCCACCCUGUGACUAAGCGGCCAAUGAUCAACUGGAAAUUCCUCUGUCAGCAACGCAGACUGCUGGAACAAAACUGGAAUCGAGGAAUUCACUUUGCGAAGGAGCUCCCAGGACACACAGAGGGCAUCUAUUGCAUUCAGUUUGACGAUAACAAGAUCAUUAGUGGCAGCCGUGACAACACUAUCAAGAUCUGGGAUCUUGCGUCAGGACUUUGCCUAAGAACAUACUCGGGCCAUAGUGCCAGUGUACUUUGCCUACAGUAUGACGAGAGCCGGAUCGUGAGUGGGAGCAGUGAUACCUCCAUUAUUGUUUGGGACCUCGAUAUAGGCAAGGUGCUUCGGCGAUUGACAGGACAUGCGGACAGUGUUUUGAGCCUCCGAUUUGAGAAGGACAUCGUGGUCAGCUGCAGCAAGGACCGGACUGUCAAGAUUUGGAAGAUCAGCACAGGCGAGAUGAUCAGAACGCUGAUUGGCCAUCGUGCUGCUGUCAAUGCUGUUCAGUUUUCACCUGAAUCUGCCGCUCCAUCGCCGUUUGCGGGAAGUCCCAGGGUGGUGGUUUCUGCUAGUGGCGACAAGACCAUCAAAAUAUGGUCUUUUGAGACUGGCGAGUGUUUGCGAACUUUGGAGGGCCAUGCUCGAGGUAUUGCCUGUAUUCAGUUUGAAGACAACAUCAUUGUCAGCGGGAGCUCUGAUCGGUCCAUCAAGAUCUGGGACAUUACAAGGGGCGAAUGUGUUAAGACGCUGGUUGGACACGAUGGGCUUGUCAGGACGUUACAGUUCACCGGAGGAAGGAUCAUUAGCGGGGGUUAUGAUGAGACACUCAAGAUUUGGGACCAGGAGACAGGCAAGUUGCUUGCAGAUAUGGAUGGUCGACACUCUCACCGCGUCUUCAAACUGCAGUUCAAUGAUUCCAAGAUUGUUAGUUGCUCACAAGAUCAAAAGAUCAUCAUUUGGGACUUCGCCGUGGGCGUCGAUACUACAUUUUUGAUGUGACGAAUGCCCUCUUCACGCCCUUUUUUGAAGCACCCCUACAAUUCUAUGCAUCUUGCAUUUAUAUACCAUGGAUUGCAACCUACAGCUUGCAUCCAUUACCCUUCGGUCCGCAGGACUGUCACUGUCGCAUUGUUAUUCUCGCUGUGUAAUUUAGGAGCCAUUGUAUCGCUCUUCAUUGUAUCAAG
This is a messenger RNA of Gamsiella multidivaricata, 1622 nucleotides long. Its product is annotated as WD40-repeat-containing domain protein. Gene Ontology annotation, molecular function: protein binding. The record is from RefSeq and is a predicted model, not a curated record. The coding region runs from base 217 to 1437 and encodes 406 amino acids. NCBI's taxonomy places the organism in Eukaryota, Fungi, Mortierellomycota, Mortierellomycetes, Mortierellales, Mortierellaceae. The transcript is spliced from 4 exons.